CACAUUAAGCCUGAUUAGCCGAAGAAUUAGGCCUAAUUUUGUGAUAUGAUUUUCGUGAUGUGUUUUAUGCUUAUGCAUUGCAAUUAUUUAUGAAAUUGUAUUUUAUUACGAAAGUAAAUCAUGUGAAUUGUUUUUCCAUUCACUAGCUCAAUGAGUCGAAAACGUGAAGUAAACGAAGCUGCUUCGCCAGUAUUAGUCCUAUUGAACGAUGAUGAAGAUGAUAACGAAGACGUGAAAGAUGUUCCGAAGUUCAUUUUCAUCGAUUCUUCAGAGUUCACCAUCGGCAGAGCUCUAGACUCGAAUUUCAUACUGAUGCAAAAGAGCAUAUCAUGGCGACAUUGCAGCUUCCAUUUCAAUUCAAAACUAAACAAAUGGACGAUCUCGUCUCACAUCGAAAUUCCACAAGUGAUCUCAGUUCAAGGAAAGUAUCUUGAAAAUGGAGUACCUACCAUUUUAGAAUGUGGACAUGUGAUUUUCAUGACACCAUUUAUUGAAUUCGGUUUCAAAUGUUCGUCCGAUGAACACGAAUGCUGUGCAGGGUUCAAUAAGAAAACAAAACUUUCCAACGAUGGCAUAAAGGAAGAACCAACUGAAAUAUUCUUUCCUGAAAACGAAGAGCCCGAUUCUACAGAUUUUUACGCUAAUCCCGAACCGUCGUGCAGUAAAGAUGUUACAUUAGAAGAGCCAUCCUGUAGUUCUAUGAAUUCUGUCGAUCUCAUGUGUGAAAAUGAAAAGUACAAAGAAGAAAUUCGCAAAUACAAAGAAAAUAUGAGUUGGCAAGAAUCGAAGAUCAAAUUCCUAGAAUUGAAGGUUAAAGAAAAAGAGAAACGGGAAAUAGAACUGGAAACAGUGAAAGAAGAAACCGAAAUGUUGGAAAAACAGAACGCUGACUUGAAAAAAAAUUUGGCUACUUUGGAAAUUCUUGAGCUGGAAUAUAAAAACAUGAUAGCUAGAUUUAAAUAUCGCGAAGAAGAUACCAGAGAAAAAGAUGGUCUUCAAGCGAAAAUUACUGCGAUGGAAGAUGAAUUGGAAGGGCUCAAGAAUGAUAAUGCGCAGUUAUUGAGCGAUAUUUGUAAAACUGUGGACGAUCUUACUAAAAUGACUGAGAAAUGCACCGAAUUGGACGAAAAAAUGAAAGAAAAAAUCGUCAUUUCAGUCGGAAAUUCUACGAAUGGAAUGAACAAUGUGUCAACGACGUCCUGCACGGUGCCAUUCCAGAUACUACGGAAUCUGUUCAAGUCAACACCUAUUACCUCUGAAGAAGGUAUCGUAUUACGAAAGCUAACCGUGAAUCAUGGCGCAAUUCACGCUGUAUUUGCGUGCUUGGCGAAGUAUACGCAUCAUGAAUCAAUCCGUCCUUCUCCUACCAAUAAUUCUGGUAACCAAACUGCAAACCCUGGAAAUCAAAUGAUGAACUCUGGAAAUCAAAUGAUGAAUUCGGGAAAUCAAAUGAUGAACUCGGGAAAUCAAGUGAUGGCGAACUCUGUAAACCUAAUGAUGGCGAACUCAAUUAAUCUAAUGAUGCCAAGUCAAUUUGUGGCCCACGGAGUGGGCAACGGAAAUAUAUUAAUGCCACCCGGUGUGGGUUUGUUUGGUGUUGGUCCGCGAAAAGCUAAACCAAAAUAUACGGCGGCCAAGUCGUACCAGUGCUGGGCCAAAGGCACUGGUUAUGCGAGUGGAGAUACAACUCCUACAUGGAAUGUUGGACAAACACUAAACCAACGACAAAUUGAAGAGGAAUACGUAACCAUUCUUCUACAGAUCCUGUCGAGUUAUAUCAACCCCGAUUAUAAACUACAGAAUCGCCCAUAUGCGAUUCUAGAAGAAACGGAAAAUUUUAAUCAAGACCAAGAGUCUUCCGCCAACAAACCCCAAUUACCCACUUUAUUCAUAGAAUUAGUGGAGAGUUCGUGCCUUCUACCCGUAUUAGCGUCAUAUCUAAGAAAUGACUCCGUUCUUGAUAUGGCUCGUCAUAUUCCCCUGUAUAGAGCUAUUCUCGCUCUGCUUAGGGUAAUGGCUUUCAAUUCGGAACUUGUAAAAUUUUUAUUGCCGCCCGAUGAUCCUUCCAGUUCCGAGACAACGAUCUCUAUAAUUGAUUUGUUGCGCAAUAUCGAAACGUGUGUUGAUACGUAUUCAUCCACGUUGAUGAAAAAUAGAAUAGCCUCAUCAAAUGCAGACAAAGAUCUGAAUGAUUUUAUCACUGAUGUCCGAACAACGGCCAGAAUCGUGGAGAUUAUGACGCAGAAAUUAAUCUCUGAAAUGAAUCCGCUGGGCGGAACACCGUUGCCUCAGACUGCUUCGACUCCUGCUUCGAUCGAGGAAGUAUAUUUACGUGUCAUGAAGAAACUUCAAUUUGGCACGUACGACAUGAUAUCCGAAGAAUCGAAUAAUCUCGGGUAUAAGUUCAUGGUAUCGUACCAUUAUGAACGUAAUGCUCGUGCAGACGCUGAUAAAAAUCGCCCUGCUCGUAUGAAACGACUAGCUCAAGAAGCUGCUACACUUUCUACCUCGUUACCUCUUUCAUUUAGCUCGUCUGUUUUCGUACGUUGUGAUACCGAUAGACUGGAUGUAAUGAAAGUAUUAAUUAUUGGCCCCGCCGAAACGCCUUACGCGAACGGCUGCUUCGAAUUCGACGUGUAUUUCCCGCCAGAUUACCCAAAUUCCCCAAUGUUGAUAAAUUUACAGACAACUGGUAGACAUUCGGUUCGAUUUAAUCCGAAUUUGUACAAUGACGGUAAAGUUUGUCUGAGUGUACUCAAUACCUGGUCCGGUAGGCCGGAAGAAAAAUGGAACCCUCAAGCGUCUAGUUUCUUGCAAGUUUUAGUAUCAAUACAAUCGCUCAUUUUGGUCCCUGAACCCUACUUCAAUGAGCCCGGAUAUGAAACAUCUAGAGGUUCGACAAUGGCGAGUCAAAGCUCAAAGACUUAUAAUUCGAAUAUCAUGUCAGCCACCGUUCAGUGGGCUAUGCUUGACCAGAUACGAAAUCCAUCGCCGUGUUUCAAAGACAUUAUUCACGCUCAUUUCUGGCUGAAGCAAAACGAAAUUCGUGAACAGGUGGCGAAAUGGUCUAAGGAAGUUGCUGAUGGCACUUCUAUGAGGGCUAAUCUUCAACAACUCUCUAGAGAGCUCAGUAAUCUAAACAGACCCGCUGGAGUUGGCGAAGAUGAAGGACCUCCGGCUAUCUUAUUGGAACCAGAUCCGGUCCCCGAACCAAUACCGAGCACCAGCAAUAAUUAUGCCGAUGCUGGCCCCGGCCAUUUGGACUUGGACUCGUUGUUCGAUAUGCUACAGCCAUCAACUUCCUCGGGCUUUUCAUCGACUAUUCCUUCAAAUUUCUUCGCCGCACCUGUCACGCCUUCUCCUCAACAAUUUAUGCCGAUGUCCUUCACCACCCAACCAACUACCAACCUUCUCCAAUCGUCGAUUUACAAACCGUCGCUUCCAACUUCAAAUAGCUGGCUUGGUGCUGGUACCAAACCAUCGGCUUCGCCGAACGUUGCCCAAAUACCACCGUUUCCCUCGUUGAAUUCGUACAACUGGCUUGGUGGCAAUGGCAUUCAAUCAACUACGAAUCUGCUUCAAACUUCGACCUAUGCUCCCUCGUCAACUUCGCAAGCGUGGCUUGGCACCAAUCAACAAACUGGAAACGUUCAGCAACCUCAGAAUUUUACUACUUCGUCGACUUUGGUUGGCUGGCCUUCUAGCACGCAAACGAAUACGAACGCGAAUCCUGCCCAAAAUGCGAAUUUUACGCCUUCGUCGAGUACGCAAGGUUGGCCUGGUAAUUCUUUCAAUUUCGACUUCGAUCAUCUUUGACUGAUCGCUGUCUCUCUCUUUCAUUAUUUCUAUGUCUCAUCGGUGCUCAUAUUUCGUUGCAAUAUCUCUUUUUAUGCCGUUUCGUUUUUUAUAUUGUUUACCUUUUUUUCUCCUGGUCGAGGAAUGGUAAAAUUACGAUUUUAAACUGUGACUUUUUUUUUUUUUUUUGUAGUUUUCAAUACGCGUUUUGAUUAACGUCGUUAUUAUCAUUUACAUUCUUAUAAUAAGGGUAUUAUUAGAGUGUUCGUAAGGUCAAUACAGCUGAUUUUGAACGAGUUUUGACGUCGUUAGCAAUAAUUCUUAUAAAAAUAAAAACCUGGAUUCGAUUACCGGAUGCUGUUCACGAUUAAAUUCUUACUGCUGUUUUUUUUCUUGAAAAAAAAACCAAUCAUUUUAAGUACGUAAUUGGAGAAAUUCACGCCGCAUGCUCCAUAAGCUAAAUACCGAGUUACCCAUACCUAUCUUGUUCACAAGUGGCUGAAUUGACCUUAUUCGUUAUCGAAGUACAAAUAUUUAUUUAUAUUUAUUUUUUUUAGUAAUCGUUUUUUUUCUCGUAUAAUCUACAUAUUAGUGGAUUCUUUACUGUAUUUUUGAUAGUAUUGAAUCAUCAUUUUUUACGAUUACUGAAUUGUUAAAAUGGGGUAAGCGUUCCUUUUUUUAAGUCUAUAAUUUUAUGAACUAAGUUUAACUACGGUUUACCUGUUGAAGUCAGCAUUAUUUUACGACAAGAUCAGGUCUUUUUCUGGUAAAGAGGCUGAAUUGACGUGAUUUUUUUUUUUUUUAUUAGUAGUAAUUUCAAUUUGAGAAGUUUUUCGAGAGCUUAUUUUGCUCAGCCAGACCAUUAUUUAUAUUUGGAUCUCAGGUUGGUUAAUUUUUUAUAGUGAUAUUCGUACAAGCAUCGGGUAAACCUGACCUAUCGCAAGCAGGAUUUCAUACCGUUUAUUUUUCAGAUUAUAGAUCGUUUUAAUGAUUGUUUAUUUCUAAUCAUGUGAGAUAGGAUUGUUCAUACUAAUCAUACUUGUAAUAUUGCAUUACCUGCUGUAGACUUUCGCUUAUUUGACAUUUAGGACAACUUUUCUGUUUAUUUUUGUGUUGUGUAGUGAAAAAAUGUGUUUUUUUUUUAAAAACGAGGGUUUGAAAGUUGAACUGAAUUUUCUGUAAAUUUUUUUGGAUUAUUUUACACUAAUCACCGUAUUACUCAAAUUUUCAAUCGCCAGUUCACGCAAGUUGUUCAUUACAUACGUCGUAUAAGUGAAAAUCUACGGCCUACCUAACUAUACAUUGUAUUUAUUUUUUUUUUACUUUAUUUUAUGCCAACAUCAAAGGCCCGCCUGAUUCUAAAAAUACCUCAUUAAUAUAUAAACUGGUUGCUAGUUUCCAUCAUUUAAAAGAGCAAUGGUUCUGAAAAUUUCAAAAAAAAAAAAAAAAAAAAAUGAAAUAAAUUAUAGGAUAAAGGGUUAACAGUGUAAAAGUAAAAUAAGGCGAAAAGUAUUCAAUUUUGUCGGAAAAUCAAAUAUUUAUUUGUAAGCUUUUUUGAGCACUUUUCAAGAAUUUUAAACCGGAAAUAGUCAGUUUUCCGAGUAAAUAAUACGAUACAUUAUUUUUAAAAGCAAUCUUUCCAGUUGCAAUUUUUUAAAAAUUCAGUAAAAAAUUUUUGAUAGGAAUUUCUGUUUUUUCCCUUGGAAAUUGUUACUCAGUUGUAUUAGUUGUAUAGCACUCCUUGAAGAAUUCCGAAAAUCGUGACUCAAGUUUGCACUAAAAAUUCUUCAAAACUUCAAAAGUGCUCCAAAAAAGUCUUAAUUGAAAGUUUUGAUUUUGUGCCGAAAUUUUAAUCUAUUUGAAUAUUCCUUCAAAAAUCUUGAAAAUUACCUAUAACCCAAUCUUUUGGCUCAAAAUUCUUCCUCAUCACUCAAGAAUUAAUAUUUUUGUCUGAAUGUUUGAAUUUCUCGUAAAAAUUUAAUCCAUUUUAAUCGAUCACAUGACACUUUUUCAAAAAUCCUGAUAAUCAUAAUUCACAUUAUUAUUGGGCUUAAAGUUCUUUUAAACUGCUCGAAAAACAUUUUUGUUGAAAUAUUAAAAUUUUUCGCAAAAUUUUUCAACAGAUUUUGAUGGGUUCGCAAGAUGACUUUUUGAAUAUGUAAUUCUACUGGUCAAUGGUCAUUAUCUUCAUACCUAGUUCCUUUCAAUUUCAAAUAAGUGCAAUUUUACGAAGAUGUUUUUCUCGUUGGAUAAUUUUUCUGGAAUCCUUGCUCCAGGUGACAGUUUCUGUUUCAGUUUUUGAUGGAUGUUUGUUUACCAGUAAACUAAGUUGAAUAUAUUUGAUUAGCUGCGAUCUUGAAAUCGUUUUUAAUUUUCGUAACUGGUUUUAAUGUAUUCUGCGAAAUCAGCGAAUAGAAAUAUGGCAGACCUUUGAUGAGUUGAUGACCUACGAGUAUGCAGUAUGCAUCCUUUAUUUUCAUACUUCUUAAAGGAGAAUAAAGACAAUAUUUCAAAAUAAAUUUAAUCCAAUCCACGUCUCAUCUGAGAAAAUGAAAAUGUAAAUCACUCUACUAAUCAUUUAUGAUUUAAAUAUUUUUCAAUAUUCGCAAACUUAUUCGUAUUCAUGUUGGCUGCAAUCUAUGUAUUUUACGAGUAACUUACCGACUUUAAAUCUUUUUUUUCUACAUAUUAUUUAUUUUAAUUAUCGUGGUAUUUAUUUAAUCAUCGUAACAUGUGUAAAAUGUACGUACACUUCUAAACUUUACGGUACAUUAGGCGAUGUUUUCAAGUGGCAUGUGUUCAUUUUUAUAAAAUUAUAAUCUAAGCGAAAGUUUUUAAGUGUUAAAAAUUAAAUACGUACCUACGAUCUUUGUA
Molecule: messenger RNA, 6669 nt
Organism: Planococcus citri (citrus mealybug)
Lineage: Eukaryota; Metazoa; Arthropoda; Insecta; Hemiptera; Pseudococcidae
Exons: 20
Coding region: 151-3816 (1221 amino acids)
Molecular function (GO): protein binding
Source: RefSeq, a predicted model, not a curated record